AUGGAGUUCCCCUCUUCUUCUUCCCUGCUACUCAUCCUGCUUCCUCCCGUGCUGUACAUCUCCUACCACAUCGCGAGGAGCCUCGCCAAGAAGAAGCCCACCACCCACGGCCUCAGGAGGCACCCGCUGCUCGGCCACCUCCCGGCGUUCCUCAAGAACCGCGACCGCUUCCUCGAGUGGUCCACCGAGCUCAUCGUCGCCAGCCCCGACCUCAGGAUGGGCUUCUGGAUCCCCGGGAUGACCACCGGCAUCGUCACCGGCAACCCGGCCGACGUCGAGCACAUCCUGCGCACCAACUUCGCCAACUACCCCAAGGGCGAGCGCGCCAUCUCCAUGCUGGUGGACUUCCUCGGCCACGGCCUCUUCAACUCCGACGGGGAGCAGUGGCUGUGGCAGCGCAAGAACGCCAGCCUCGAGUUCACCACGCGCUCGCUCCGCGGCUUCCUCGUCGACUCCGUGCAGGCCGAGGUCGGGAACAGGCUGCUCCCGCUACUGCGACGCGCCGCGGAUGGCGCCGGCGCCGGCGGCGUGGUGCUCGACAUGCAGGACGUGCUCGAGCGGUUCGCGUUCGACACCAUCUGCAUGGUCUCGUUCGGGCACGACCCGUGCUGCCUCGCCGACGGCGGGGCCCUGACGGAGGGGGCGUCGGACUUCAUGCGCGCGUUCGGCGAGGCGCAGGACCUCAUUGUCAGCCGGUUCCUGGACCCCGUCGCGGCCUCCUGGAAGGUCAAGAGGUGGCUCAACGUCGGCAAAGAGCGCCGCCUAAAGAAGGCCAUCGCCGACGUCCAUGGGUUCGCCAUGGAAAUUGUCCGCACCCGCCGUCAAAGCGCGUCUGGGGAAGAAAACAGAGACGACGUCCUGUCAAGGUUCGUGGCGAGCGACGAACACGACGACGAGGCGCUCCGGGACAUCGUCCUCAGCUUCCUGAUCGCCGGCCGCGAGACCACGUCCUCGGCGCUCACGUGGUUCUUCUGGCUCGUGUCGUCCCGGCCGGACGUCGUGGCGCGCAUCGCCGACGAGGUCCGCUCGGUCCGGUCCAUGGCAGGCACUCGCCCCGGCGACCCGUUCACGUUCGACGCGCUCCGGGACAUGCAGUACCUGCACGCCGCGCUCACCGAGUCGAUGCGGCUCUACCCGCCGGUGCCCAUCGACUCCCAGUCAAGCGCGGCGGACGACACGCUCCCCGACGGCACGCACAUUGGCGCCGGCUGGAACAUCACGUACAGCGCGUACGCCAUGGCGCGGCUCGCGGCUAUAUGGGGCAAGGACUGCGCCGAGUUCAAGCCGGAGCGGUGGCUCGGCGACGAUGGCGCGUUCCGACCGGAGAGCCCGUUCCGGUACACGGUGUUCCAUGCCGGGCCGAGGACGUGCCUCGGGAAGGAGAUGGCUUACGUGCAGAUGAAGUCGAUCGCUGCCAGUGUGCUCGAAGAAUUCGCGGUGGACGUCGUCCGCAAGAACGCCGGCAGCGGCGUGCCGGAGCACGUGCUUUCGGUGACGCUCAGGAUGAAGGGCGGAUUCCCUGUGCAAAUAAGGAGGGUGGAAGCGUAG
Triticum turgidum subsp. durum (durum wheat) is the source of this 1548-nucleotide messenger RNA. Lineage: Eukaryota; Viridiplantae; Streptophyta; Magnoliopsida; Poales; Poaceae. The record is from the annotation of a GenBank genome assembly.